Molecule: messenger RNA, 3287 nt
Organism: Cuscuta campestris
Lineage: Eukaryota; Viridiplantae; Streptophyta; Magnoliopsida; Solanales; Convolvulaceae
Source: the annotation of a GenBank genome assembly
AAAGAUUUUGACUCCAGUUUUCUCAAGCUGCAAGAGGAGAAAUUGAUCGGGUUGUGAUUGGGAAUGGACAGCGACGAGGAGGAUUUCGUCUUCUUCGGAACGCCGAUAGAGAGGGAGGAGGACGCCACCAGCCGGAAGAAGAAGGCCGUCGCUGAAGCCUCCGGGCAAUUGCGCACCCUUCCCUCUUGGAAGCAAGAGGUCAGAGAUGAAGAGGGUAGAAGAAGAUUUCAUGGUGCAUUUACGGGUGGUUUUUCUGCAGGAUAUUUUAAUACAGCUGGAUCAAAAGAAGGAUGGACUCCACAAUCAUUUACAUCAUCUCGGAAAAGCAGAGCCGAAUUCAAGCAACAAAGCAUUUAUAACUUUUUGGAUGAUGAUGAGAAAGAUGAAAUGGAAGGACGCCUUGGAACAUCACUACAAUACGAUACAUUUGGAUUUACUGCUGCUGAACUUGCUCGCAAACAAGCUGAGAAGGAGCAAAGCCAGAGGCCGUCAGCUAUUCCUGGACCUAUUCCUGAUGAGCUAUUGGUUUCUGCAACUGAAUCCAUUGGAGCAAAAUUGCUGCUGAAGAUGGGAUGGCGCCGUGGUCGUUCAAUCAAGGACUCCAAUGCUCAAUCACUAUAUGAGGUUCGUCGAGAAGCCAGGAAAGCCUUUUUGGCACUUUCUUCUGAUGGCACAAAAGAUCAGCCUCUUGAUUCUGAACAGUUCGAGCAUAAAAUUAGUCCCAUUGAUCCUCCAAUUGAAGAUGAUAGUCAGUUUUUUAAAAGCACACCUGAUUUUGUCCUUAGUCCGAAACAAGACCUUUAUGGCUUAGGGUUUGAUCCGUUCAAGCAUGCUCCUGAAUUUAGAGAAAAGAAGAGGUUACGGAUAUCUGAAAACAAGGGGAUGGGACGUCAAGGGCCUCUUUCAAUGAAGGAUAGCCUAUUUGGUUUUAAAUCUGGCAAGGUUGCACCUGGCUUUGGAAUUGGGGCUCUUGAAGAGUUAGAUGUUGAAGAUGAAGAUGUGUAUGCUUCAGGUUUCGAGAUUGAAGGUUCAUAUUUUGAAGAUGUUGAAGAGUCUACAUUACCAGCCGUGGAGAAUGUUAAGAUGUUGGAUAUUAAAAAACAUGAUGUUCUACCUGGUUUUAAGGCUGCCUCAAACUCUGAGUAUCAGUUGGAAAGAUUUGAUCCACCAGUGGUCCCAAAAGAUUUCAUUCCCUCCCACAUGUUUACUGUUUCUCUUGAAGUCGCCAAUAGAGUCAUUGAACCUCCACCGCCAGAUUUUCCACCCCCCGGUGAUAAGAACCUUAGAAUCUUAAUUGAGGGGUUAGCAAGUUUAGUAGCUCGUGCUGGUAAACUAUUUGAGGAUCUUUCUCGGGAAAAGAACCAGGCAAACCCUUUGUUUGGUUUCCUGACUGGAGGGAGUGGCCACGAAUACUAUUCAAGGAAGCUUUGGGAGGCGAAGCAGAAGCAUAAUGACCCCAGGGGAAAGCAUUUGGAGUUCAAAUUGCAUCAAAGUUCAGAGAAGUUGACAGCAGAGAGCCGUGGAAAUAUUUUAGGAGAGAAGCCUCUAGAAAGAACUUUGAGAGAGGCAAGCCCAACUGUAACUGUUGCUGAUGCCGUCAGUUUCCCGUCUAGUCUCAUGGAAACAUUUACCAACUCUUCGUCGGGCGAGAUUCCAGAAGCGGGAAAACCUUUCCGAGAUGAUCCAGCAAAACAACAAAGAUUUGAAAACUUCUUGAAGGAGAAAUAUCAAGGUGGUCUCCGCCCUAAAGAUUCAGGAGGAUCAAGUACAAUGUCAGAGGCAGUCCGUGCUCGUGAAAGGUUAGAAUUUGAGGCUGUUGCUGAGGCUAUACAGAAAGGGAAAUGGGGGAAAGAAAGCAAACCCUUGAAUGAGUUCUUUUCAGAUACGAUAGCGGUAGCCGCGUCAAGAUUCACAUCUAGCACAGUUGAGAACACUAAAGUAGAUCUCUCUGCGGAUUUAGCUAAAACUAAACUGUAUCCACAAAGGGAAGAGUUUCAAUGGCGACCUUCUCCUAUUCUCUGCAAGCGUUUUGAUCUAAUUGACCCCUACAUGGGCAAGCCACCAGCAGCCCCGCGUGCGAGGAGCAAAAUGGAUUCCCUUGUGUUCAUGACAGAUUCUGUUAAAAGUAGAAAGGUGGAGGAGUGUGUUACUGAUAGGAGACUUACUGUUCUUGAGGCCAUCCAAGAUGACUCAAGGGAAACUUCUAAAGAUGAUAUGGAGGUUGAGAUAAAAGUCGAAAAUGUUGAAAGGCCUGUUGAUCUAUACAAGGCUAUAUUUUCAGAUGAUUCAGAUGAUGAAGAAGAAAUGAUUAAUCACUCCACAGUUGAGGAGCCUAAAAAGAAGGUAGAUGUUGCUAAUACAACUCUAAACCGUUUGAUUGCCGGUGACUUCUUAGAAUCAUUAGGUAAGGAACUAGGUCUCGAAGUCCCCCCAGAUGCACCACCACCUUUUCAAGAAACCAAACCUGCCCCUGAAGACGAGAAGGGUGGUCCCACUCGUAAUAAUAAUAAUAAUAAUAUUAAUAAUAAUGAUAAAAAUAAAAUCAAUAACACAGCAGAAGCCGAAAGAGGCACCCCUCUCCAUGAGUAUGAAACAUCUUCCACUGAUAAUGCUAGAAAUCUAGCAUCCACACCUCAUACUACAAACAAUAAUAUUCCACAAAAAGGUGAAACCACGAAAGCUGAAGCUGGUCGGCCGCAUCAUGGCUGGAGUAGUGAUGAUUCCUCAGAAGGGGACAAGAGGAGUGGGAAACGGAAGCACCGCAGUCGUAGACGAAGGACUAGCUACAGUUCAGAUAGUGAUUUGUCUGAGGAUUAUAAGCGCAAAAAGGAUAGAAGAGAACAUAAGCGGUCAUCAAGGGAGUCAAAGCACCAUAAGCAUCGGAGACGGGGCUCACCCACCAGCAGAUCUUCUCACCAUGGUUCUCGAAAAGAAGUCAGGGAAUCCCGAAGAGAGAAACACAGACAUAAAGAAUAAGAGUAUGUAUGACCCGCCGGUUUGAUUAAGAAUUACGGAAGUUGGGUUUUGGCGAGGAGGGGGGGGGGGGUUGAAGAUUUUUUUAUAUCUCUUCCUCCCAAAUGAAACACGCCAUAAGGGGAUCACAUCUAUCUUUUGCCAUAUUUGAAGUUGCAUUGUGUUGCUGGAGAUGCUGUGACCAUUGUGGUUUUCCUAAAGGUCUUAUGAUCAUCCAGUUUUGACUUUGAACAUACAUACGAGUUAUUGCUUGCAAAAUAUUUGGAAAAUAUGGCAGAGACAAAACAUUGGGUGAUAAUGGAUGCAUGUAGGGG